Molecule: messenger RNA, 2217 nt
Organism: Pichia kudriavzevii
Lineage: Eukaryota; Fungi; Ascomycota; Pichiomycetes; Pichiales; Pichiaceae
Exons: 1
Coding region: 1-2217 (738 amino acids)
Biological process (GO): intracellular signal transduction; protein phosphorylation
Molecular function (GO): ATP binding; protein serine/threonine kinase activity
Source: RefSeq, a predicted model, not a curated record
AUGCCCAGACUAGGUUUUUCAAGCUUGGCCCAUAAGUUACAUGAGGAAACGCACCAUCAUGGGAAUAAGGGUAACAAGAACACAAGCGUCAAUGGCAACGUCAACCACUCCGGGACCCAUGAAUCUCGAUCCCCGUCAUCGUUGUCCCUGUCAUUAGGAGCUUCUUCUCCUCGUCAUCGUCCAUUGGAUCCAGUGGUGCAUUCGCAGGAUACCGUCAAUGCGGGCGGUAUCAAUAUCAACCAGAAUACCCAAUAUAAUCAUCCUAGUGCCACUACUAGUGCAAUUGCAUCCCCUUCAUCUCCCUUGGCAAUUUCCACCUUGAACAACAGUUUAAACAAUAAUCAGAAUCAUCAUCUCAACAGUACCCCAAUGAAUCACUCACAUUCCUCUUCAAAGAGAUCGUUUUUCGGCUUGAGUAUACGGAGGUCCCAUUCAAAUGAGUCACAAUCAUCAAUUAUGUCCGAUGACAAUUAUCAUGGCCAUGGUCAUGGCCAUGGUAGCUUGGCAUCGCCUCAACAUUCCCACGGUGGUAAGAAUGGGUCAAUGGUACAAUUGAAGAAGUUCUUUAGGCCUGCAAGAAGAACAAAUGAUUCACAUUUGAAUUUAACAAGUUUAAACCCCCCAAACUCUAGCUCCUAUUUAAGGAAACCCCAAAAUGUAAGGAGAAAUAGUUCAAACCCUAGUUUAUCAACCAUGAAUAAGGCAGAACAACAAAAAUUUUCCACUCAGCCCUCGACUCCUACUUUCACCCAUGAUGCAAAUAACAAUAUGAUUGUGAAAACCGAUCAGAAAUUUUGGGAUGAUUUGGAAGGAUCAGUAACGAAAAAAUAUGGGAAAUUGGGUAAAGUUUUAGGUUCUGGAGCUGGAGGGUCGGUUCGAUUGAUUGUGAGGGAGAGUGAUGGUGUUACAUUUGCCGUUAAGGAAUUCGUUGCAAGAAGACCAAAUGAAUCGGUUAAGGAUUACGCCAAGAAAUGUACCGCCGAGUUUUGUAUUGGUUCAACAUUACAUCAUCCUAAUAUUAUUCAAACUUUAGAUAUAAUCAAUGAAAAUAAUCAUUUCUUUGAAGUUAUGGAAUAUGCACCUAUUGAUUUCUUUGCAGUUGUCAUGUCUGGUCAAAUGACUAGAUCCGAAAUUAACUGCUGCUUUAAACAAAUCACAUUAGGUGUCAGUUAUUUACACUCGGUUGGUUUGGCACAUCGAGAUUUGAAAUUGGAUAAUUGUGUCGUUACCAAAGAUGGAAUUGUCAAACUUAUUGACUUUGGCUCUGCCGUUGUUUUCAAGUAUCCAUUUGAAGAUGACAUUGUGAUGGCCCAUGGAAUUGUUGGUUCCGACCCAUAUCUAGCUCCUGAAGUUUUGACAAGCACCUCCAAUUAUGAUCCUCGGUUUGUGGAUAUAUGGUCAAUUGCCAUUAUAUAUUGCUGUAUGACGUUGAGAAGGUUCCCCUGGAAGGCCCCUAAACAAGAAGAUCCUAGUUUCAACCUCUAUUGUAUGGAGGAUGACCAACCCCAUGAUUAUGUCGAAAGUGCAAGGAAACAUAAAGAACUGCUACUUGAAAGACGCAAGAAGAUUGAAAAAAUGAAGCAAGAACAACUACAGAGUAAGGCCAAUGAAGGUGAAGUACAUGAAGGAAAAGACCAACAUAAGGAGGAUUCCAAUGUUAAGGCUCUUACAGAAAAAGUUGAAAAUAUCAAGAUUGAUGAAGAGGCACAAUCUGAAAAACAGAUGCAGUAUGAGAAUCCUCAGCAGACCCAACAGCCUGAAACUACUAAACAGCAACCACAACCUGAAUCUUCCCAACAAAUACAGAAACCCGAAACUACUCCACAGCAACAAGAUCAAGAUGAACAACCGCAACAACAACCGCAACAACAACCGCAACAACAACCGCAACAACAACCGCAACAACAACCGCAACAACCAGGCCAAGAACACGAAAAGCAGCAUCACCAUCAUCAUCAUGAAGGUACUUCAGAUACCCCCGAACGACGUGCACUUACGAAAACUAGCAAACAGAUCCAUGGACCUUAUAGACUUAUGAGAUUACUGCCGCAUGCAUCACGUCCAAUUAUUUCACGAAUGUUAUCAGUUGAUGUUAGUAAACGUGCAACAAUGCAGGAUAUCUUGAAUGACGAAUGGUUCAGCGAUAUCAAGUACUGCACAAUUGAUAAAGAUGGGCAUACAGUUAACGAUCCAGGUCAUCAUCAUACAAUUGUUUGA